Messenger RNA from Phoenix dactylifera (date palm), 3796 nucleotides. RefSeq lists its product as uncharacterized. Gene Ontology annotation, molecular function: glycosyltransferase activity. Lineage: Eukaryota; Viridiplantae; Streptophyta; Magnoliopsida; Arecales; Arecaceae. The record is from RefSeq and is a predicted model, not a curated record.
CUCCUCUCCCUGUCUGUCCCGUAGCAGCUGUCACCUAAAUCUUAAUCACAGGCCAAGCAAACCCUUGAUCGACGGUCCAAAGUACUCACGUACAUCCGCUGUCACACGGUUCUUCCGCUGUCUCGCGUCGAUCCUCCCUAGUCUCCAGUGUUCCCCGAUCCCACCCCGGCUCUCUCUCUCUCGGUCGCUCGCUCGCUCGCUGUAGUCUUCUUUCUCUCUUACUCCACUCAAAGCCUUCUCUCCCUUCUUCAAUGGCGGCCGCUGCGGCCGAACUUUGAAACCCUCGCUGCGAAGCGAGAAGGGAUCAAUAAAUCGAACAAGACUCGUUCAAUCGGAGCUAGCAUGGUGGUAGUGGUGGUGGCCGCGUAGAUGGGUUCGCUGGAGACGGGGGUUUUGCAGAAGAGGGCGCCGCUGCUCCGGUCGUCGCCCUCGGCCGGCGUGCGGUCCUUCUUCCACCGGCCGAGAUCCAGGCUAGCUCGGUUCCUCCUCUUCGAGAAGGUCGACUACCUGCAAUGGAUUUGCACCAUGGCCGCGUUCUUCUUUGUUGUCAUUCUCUUCCAGGCGUUCUUGCCCGGUUCUGUGAUGGAGAAAUCGGGGGGUUUGGGUUUGAAUAUGGGUUCGGGGGAGGGGGAUGGAGGGGUGCUGGAAAGGAUCGAUGAGUUGGAUUUUGGGGAGGGGAUCAGGUUCGUGCCGUCGAAGCUGCUGGAGAGGUUCGAGAAGGAGAGGAAGGAGGCGAAUUUGUCAUUGAUGGCUUUGGGGAGGCCGGUAAAGCAGGUCGGGCUUCUAAAGCCGCGGCUGGCGAUGGUGGUUCCGGAUCUGUCGUCGGAUGCCAUGCAGUUGCAGAUGGUCAGCAUUGCUGCUGCUUUGAAGGAGAUUGGCUAUGAUAUUGAGGUUUUUUCAUUUGAAGAAGGCCCUGCUCUUGCUGCUUGGAGAGCUGUAAGAAUACACGUUUAUUUUCUGCCAAUCAGUACAAAAGCAGAGAUUGCUGUUGAUUGGCUUGACUAUAAUGGCAUUCUUGUGAGUUCUCUUGAGGCAAAGCCUGUACUUUCAUGUCUUUUGCAGGAGCCUUUCAAAUCUAUACCCAUCAUAUGGACUAUACAUGAAAGGUCCCUAGCUCUUCGUCUUAGUCAAUAUGCAACAAAUGGCCAGGUUCAGCUUAUAAAUGACUGGAAACAAGUUCUUAGUAGAGCUACUGUUGUAGUGUUUCCAACCUAUUUAUUGGCGAUGAUGUAUUCAGGAUUUGAUUCGGGUAACUACUUUGUUAUUCCGGGUUCUCCUGCUGAAGCAUGGGGAGCAGAUAGAUUUUUUGCUAGCCACAGUGACCAUGAUUUAAGAGUUAAUAUGGGUUAUGAAUCAGAGGAUCUUCUUAUUGCUAUUAUAGGCAGUCAAUUUACAUACAGUGGUAUGUGGCUAGAGCAGGCACUCAUGUUGCAAGCAUUGGCACCACUGCUCAAAGAGUUUCCAUCUGAAAACACUUCUCAUUCUCCACUAAAAGUUGGCAUUUUGACUGGGAAUUCAACUAGCGCAUACAAGAUGGCUCUAGAGACCAUUGCUUUAGAAGUUGGUUAUCCAAGAGGCAUUGUGGAGCAUGUUGUUUUUGAUGAAGACAUGAACAGUUUUCUUGGAAUAGCAGACCUUGUAAUAUAUGGUUCAUUUCUUGAGGAGCAGUCCUUUCCUAAAGUGCUAAUGCAAGCUAUGAAUCUUGGAAAACUGGUUAUUGCUCCUGAUCUGGGCAUGAUUAGAAGAUAUGUUGAUGAUAGGGUAAAUGGGUAUCUUUUUCCAAAGGAGAAUAUUGGCAUGCUAACCGAGAUUGUACUUCAAGCAGUUUCAAAUGGAAAAUUGUCUCUAUCUGCCCGGAAAAUUGCAUCAAUUGGCAAAGUUCAUGCCAGAAACCUGAUGGCUUCUGAAAGUAUCCAAGGCUAUGCAUUUUUACUAGAAAAUAUUCUCAAAUUUUCAUCAGAAAUUGCAUCUCCCAAGGCUGCUGAAGAGAUCCCUUUAAGACUGAAAGAAGAAUGGCAGUGGCAUCUGUUCAAAAAUGUUGCAGACACAAAAAAUUUAAAUAGAAGUUUCAGAAGCUAUAUAUUAUUAGACAAGCUUGAAGAGCAAUGGAAUCAUAGUCAAAUGGAAAGCUCAGCUAAUACUACCUUGAUGGUUGAUGAAGCAUUCUCCUCAAUAGCUUGGGAGGAAGAAAAAAGAAUCGAGAUGGCUAGUUUCAGAAGGAGAUUAGAAGAAGAAGAGUUGAAGGACAGGAGUGGCCAGCCUCAUGGAACAUGGGAGGAAGUGUACCGGAAUGUCAAAAGGGCCGACAGGACAAGGAAUGAAUUGCAUGAGAGGGAUGAUAGGGAGCUUGAGCGGACAGGGCAGCCCCUAUGUAUAUAUGAACCUUAUUUUGGGGAAGGAACUUGGCCUUUUCUGCAUCAUACCUCACUCUAUCGUGGAAUUGGUCUUUCCUCCAAAGGCCGAAGACCUGGAGCUGAUGAUAUAGAUGCUUCUUCCCGUCUUCCACUUCUCAGCAAUGUGUACUACCGAGAUGUACUUGGUGAAUAUGGAGCCUUCUUUGCUUUAGCUAACCGGAUUGAUCGUAUACACAAGAAUGCUUGGAUUGGAUUCCAGUCUUGGAGAGCAUCUGCAAGGAAGGCUUGCUUAUCUAAGAAAGCUGAAACUGCACUUGUAGAAGCCAUUGAAGACAAGAGGCAUGGGGAUACUCUUUACUUUUGGGUUCGAAUGGACAAGGAUCCGAGAAAUCCACUACAAGUAGAUUUUUGGACAUUUUGUGAUGCCAUAAAUGCAGGAAACUGCAGAUUUGCUGUUUCUGAGGCUCUUCGGAGGAUGUAUGGUGCACAGCAUGAUUUGAACGCAUUGCCACAAAUGCCUGAUGAUGGAGAUUCUUGGUCUGUUAUGUAUAGCUGGGCCUUACCAACAAGGUCUUUUCUUGAGUUCGUCAUGUUCUCAAGAAUGUUUGUAGACGCAUUGGAUGCACAGAUGUACGAUGAGCACCAUCAAAGCGGGCAUUGUUAUUUGAGUGUAUCUAAGGACCGCCACUGCUAUUCUCGUGUGCUAGAGCUUCUGGUGAAUGUAUGGGCAUACCACAGUGCACGGCGGAUGGUAUUUGUGAACCCUGAGACUGGAGCAAUGCAUGAACAACACAAGCUGAAGAACCGGAGGGGUCAUAUGUGGAUCAGAUGGUUCUCAUAUGCCACCUUGAAGAGCAUGGAUGAGGAUUUGGCAGAGGAAUCAGAUUCCGAUCACCCUGAUCGGAGAUGGCUGUGGCCUUCAACUGGUGAAGUCUUUUGGCAGGGUAUGUAUGAGAGGGAGCGAAACUUGCGCCAGCAGCAGAAGGAAAGAAGGAAACAGCGGAGUAUAGAUAAGAUUCGAAGAAUACGGAAGCGAGCACACCAAAAAACCCUUGGAAAGUACAUAAAGCCACCACGCGAGGAGACUGGUGAUUUGAACACAACGAGAACUCUUUGAUCAUUAUUUACCAUACAAAUCUUUUAAUGAUUCUUUUUUCCCCAUUUUCCUAUUUUUUGUUUUCCCCCUACCUAGUUAUUGCAGGGUGCACAAAUGUGAUUAGAUUUGUACUCUUUUUCAUUUUGUUUUUAGUUUUUGCAGCAUUGUAUUCUUAUUGCUGAGUCUUGGAGCAAAUCCAAUGGCAAUUAAAGAUGUAAUUAUAUCAUUCCUUACCACUCCAUUGUUACUGUGCUGGUAGAGGGAGAACAAAAAAAAAGAAAACAUGAAUCAGACCUUGGGAACUAGGUUCGCUGUCCCAAAUGGAAAACUUCUCUGUUCUUCAAAA